GUUGAUGUGACGGCAUUGGAGCGCGCCAGGAACGCCCAGGAUGUGUGACUCUGGAUCUGUCGGUUGCGGAUAAAUGGCCGGCACUGCUGCUGCAGGGGCAAUGCUGCGCUUUCCGGCCUUGCGAGAAGUCGGGCACUUUGCGGCGAUUGGAGCUGCAGUUUCUACUGCGGUGUCGCCGGGCUGACCACAAAGGACACCGCUUGACUGUCUCCGCCUCUGACUACCCGUGAAUGCCAGGGGAUGCGUAAAUACCUGUGUGUUUUGGACACCAUUCAUAAUGGAGUUUCCUGACUUGGGGAAGCACUGUUCAGAACCGACUUGCAAACAACUAGAUUUUCUGCCAAUAACAUGCGACACCUGUAAACAAGAUUUCUGUAAAGACCAUUUUUCCUACGCAGGUCAUAAGUGUCCCUUUGCAUUCAAAAAGGAUGUGCAGGUGCCCGUGUGUCCACUCUGUAAUGCUCCCAUCCCUGUGAAGAGAGGUGAGAUCCCAGAUGUGGUGGUCGGCGAGCACAUGGACAGAGAUUGCACCUUUCACCCCGGGAGGAACAGAAACAAGGUUUUCACACACCGCUGCUCCAAAGAGGGAUGCAGGAAGAAGGAGAUGCUGCAGCUGGCUUGUGCCCAGUGCCAUGGCAACUUCUGCAUUCAGCACAGGCAUCCCCUGGACCAUAACUGCCAAGCUGGGAGCAGCUCAGCCAGCAGAGGGAGGGCUUCGGCAUCCAGAGCUACCGAGCAGAAGCCAUCGGGAGUCAGUUGGCUGGCCCAGCGACUCAGGCGCACAGUGAAAUGACAGAGAGGCUGCGAGGCUCCGAGGCUCCCGUCAGUGAUGCACACCAGCUCCUUCCUGUUGGGUUUUCAUCCUGCUGACAUGGCCUCCCGCACUUUCUUGCCUCUCCUGAGUCUGAGUCUUUAUGGGAGAGUCUCCCACUGGCUGUUCAAGUUAGGACGAAUUGAUGGCUCAGUGAGUAAAGCGCUUACCUCACAAGCAUGAGGACCUGAGUUCAUCUCCAGAACUGCAUGUGAUUGGUGCACACUUGGGAGGUGGAAAGAGGAAAAUCUCCAGGGCUCUCUCACCAGCAGCCUAGCCUUCUUGGAGAGUUCCAGGCCAGAGAGACACUGCCUCAAAAACCAAGGUGGACACUUUCUGUGGCGGGACAUCAGAAAUUCACCUCUGGCCUCACACACACACACACACACAUACACACACACACACACACACACACACACACACACACACACACACUGUACAAUUGAAUUGAUUUGGUAAACUAAAUGAGGCUCUUCAGCAACUUCUUGAGGUGAGUUAGGUUACCAUAGCAAAAAGCUGUGGGUUCAGGAGAUGAGAACUUGUGUUCACCUCAGUGGUGGCUUUGGCCUGUGCUAAACCACUCCAGGACUUGGUAUUCUGGAAAAUUCUGUCCUAUAACAGAAAAGAACUACCAUAUGCUCUGCAUUCUCCCUCCAUGGCUUUUGUAAGGAGCUGUCCUUUCCUGGCCUCCACCUGGGGCUGCUGUGUACUUGGCCUGCAGUGAUGUCUCCAAGGUUGACUUAAGCAACCAGUUUCACUGUGCCAUGGCUCCACAUGCCUGGGUUCAGAUUGUUUUGUUUUGUUUGACACAGUGUCUCACUAUGGAGCUCUGGCUGUCAUGGUACUCACUAUGCAGACCAUGCUGGCCUUGAACUCAUAGUGAUCCCCCUGACUCUCCCAAGAAGAACACCAAGAAAUGGGAGCCAUUUCAGAAGUAUCUGGUUUUGCAAUCGAAGCUUCUCCUCAUGUGGAAACACCAUGGCAGCGGGCUGAGGGUGUCCUUGGGCACUUGACGGAGCAGAAACCCAGACAGGAGAGCCGUGGUGCUGGGCCUCAGGGUGCAGCCACAGUUGCCACCUGACCUCCAUAUAAGGGCUUACUCUCACUUUCCAGGAGCUUGGGUGUCAGAGAUGACAUGAGACCAACCACCCAAGCUGCUUUUGACUUUCACCCUUAGUUGACAGCCUUUGGGACAGUUAACUGCACAAAUUCCAUAUGUAGCAGCAUUGUGUAGGCUUUGUGGGCUCUAGCUGUGGUGGGGAGGCAGGGGUGGGUUCCACUCACUCUGUUCUUUAAAGAAGAGCACCAAGAAAUGGGAGCCAUUUCCUAAGCCAGUGCCUCUGUAACAUCAGUACACCAGUCUCUUCAGUCCAGCUCUAGACUCAUCAGUGCACUCAUCCUGUCCCUAGUGUCUGACUUGGGGUGUGGGGAAAGGUGUAUUCAGGGUUUGCUCUUAGAACUAGGUCUAGGGAGUGGUGCUAUGUGGGGACACAGACAAACCAUUCUUUUGUACUUCCACUUCCCAAGGUGACAGCCAUUCUCCCUCAUGUUGGUAGACACUCGAUAUAGCCAGCAUAACCAAGCUUUUAAUUCAACUUUAAGUUUUUAAACAUUUGGGUUCAGUAAUUAGGCAAUGUUUAAAUAGGGACUUGGGUAUAUGAGUCUCCCUCCUAACCAUUGCAUGCAAUAAUGUUUCCACUGAGAUGACUAAAUUGGGAAUUAAAAGCACACUGGGUGGGCUGGGGGAAUGGACCAAUGAUUAAGAGCCUAUACCUCUCUUGUAGAGGACCAGAGUUUGGUUCCCAGUACCACCCAUAUUAGAUGGCUCACAACUACAUGUAAACCUCAGCUCCAGGGGCAUCUGAUGCCUCUGAACUCUGGGCCCUUGCACUCACAUGCACAUGUUCUUAAACAUGAAUUUGGACGUGCACUGGGAAAGAAAGGUUAGAACCUAGCAUAGUGGGUUAACCCUCACCUAGAGCCCACCAGUGAGGAGCUGGGGCCACAAUUCUAUAGGAGAGCACUUGCCUAGAACCCCUCUGGUCUGGGGCAUAGUUUAGUAGUGGAGGACCUUCCUGUCAUGUCUGAGGACUCAGAUUCUAUCCCUACUAUUGGAAGGAAACAAAAGCACCAAACUUUAAAGGCAAUAUCAAAUGUAAGACUGUGUGUUGAAAUAUUUUAUAUGUAAUAGUUAAUAAAAAUAAUUUAUUUCACCUGUUUA
Molecule: messenger RNA, 3032 nt
Organism: Mastomys coucha (southern multimammate mouse)
Lineage: Eukaryota; Metazoa; Chordata; Mammalia; Rodentia; Muridae
Gene: Zfand2a
Product: zinc finger AN1-type containing 2A
Exons: 7
Coding region: 278-793 (171 amino acids)
Biological process (GO): protein targeting to ER; proteasome-mediated ubiquitin-dependent protein catabolic process
Cellular component (GO): cytoplasm; endoplasmic reticulum
Molecular function (GO): zinc ion binding
Source: RefSeq, a predicted model, not a curated record